Messenger RNA from Linum tenue, 3092 nucleotides. The record is from the annotation of a GenBank genome assembly. Lineage: Eukaryota; Viridiplantae; Streptophyta; Magnoliopsida; Malpighiales; Linaceae.
CUGGUGCAGUUUCCCCCUAAAACGACGUUGAACUUCUUCAACUCAGCCCACCUCCACUACCAAGCUGUUCCGUCAUUACCGUCAAGCCAUGGCCAGCGUUUCAAUCCCCUUGUCUCUGCCUAACCUCAAUCUCCGCCGAGUCAACCGAUUCUCUGGUAUGGCUUCCGCAAGCGCAAACCGAGCGACGACGGGAGUUAAGAUCACGGAAGGUGUAGGUAACUUGCCCAGAGUCGUCCUCACUUCUCCUCACGGCAGCGAGGCGGAGAUUUACUUAUACGGAGGGUGCUUGACGUCCUGGAAACUUCCUGGCGGGAAAGAUCUUCUUUUCGUACGCCCUGAUGCUGUGUUCGACAAGAAAAAGCCAAUCAGCGGAGGCCUCCCUCAUUGUUUCCCACAGUUUGGACCAGGUGCUAUUCAGCAGCAUGGAUUUGCUAGGAAUAUGGAUUGGUCAGUUGUCAAUUCUGAGAAUGUGGAGGGUGACCCUGUUGUAACACUUGAGUUGAAGGAUGAACCUUACAGUAGAGCUAUGUGGGACUUCGGUUUCCAAGCUCUAUACAAGGUAAUGCUUAAUGCAAAGAGCGUUUCCACAGAACUUAAGAUUACUAAUACAGAUAGCAAGCCGUUCUCCUUUACGACUGCUUUGCAUACAUAUUUCAGUGCUGCUGUGACAGGGGCAUCAGUGAAGGGUUUGAAAGGUUGCAAAACAUUGAAUAAAGAUCCUGAUCCUAAAAAUCCUUUGGAGGGACAAGAGGAAAGGGAUGUGGUCACUUUCCCUGGGUUUGUAGAUUGCAUUUAUCUUGAUGCACCAGCUGAGCUUCAUCUUGAUAAUGGCUUGGGUGAUGUGAUUACGAUCAAGAAUUCAAAUUGGACAGAUACUGUGCUAUGGAAUCCACAUCUUCAGAUAGAAGCAUGUUACAAAGAUUUUGUUUGUGUUGAAAAUGCUAAGAUUGGGAGGGUACACCUAGAGCCCAGUGAAUCCUGGGUAGCUACACAACAACUUAGUCUCAGUUAAAGUUUCUAUUCAAAUUGGUCGACGAGCACUUUCACUGCAGUCUGCAGGUUCCUGUUUUUUAUAAACGUUUUCAGCCUUGUAAACAAUAAGAGCAAUAAUUUUACUCCUUUUUUAAAAUUCCACGCAGCCGUUUUAACUCGAACGAAUGCUUUGCCAUUUUGCCUUGUCCUCACCAAUAAUCAGCACAAGAACAUUUUCCAUCUCUGAAACAGUGGAAACGGGUUCUGUCCCGCAUGACAAUCUCCCUGUUAUAUAUCUUGGAAAUAAGUUUCAUCACAGCAUGACAAUCCUCACACACCCUAAGAUUCUUGAAAAUCCGAAUUCCUGUCCCUGGUUUAGUAUGAAUAAGGGCAAAUGCAGUAGCCAGCUUCUCACUGUGCUGACUAAUAGCAGUUUCUUUCUCAUUGUCUUCAAGAUCUAGCAAUAGCCCUGUUGUCACAGGUUUAUAGCCUUCUUGCUUCAGCCGAUCAGCUAUCUGGUGCCAUAUGCUGGAAAUUGCAUCUGCUUCUGGAUGGUUUCUAUCACCAGCCACAAAUUCAUGAACAAUCCCAUUCACACUGAUUGUGCUGCAUCCUGGUAAUUUUGACACUCCACCUGCUUUCAUCUUCCUUCUUGUUUCAGCUGCCAGCUCCCAUUCCCUUGCAGCAGCAUGUAUGUUUGCCAAGUGAAUAUACCUUCCACCAUGAUCAGGGUUCAUCUCAAUUACGAGUUUCCCUAUUUCCUUACCUAACUCUAGAUUUCCAUGUAUCUUGCAGGCUUUAAGCAGUGACCCCCAAAUGAUUGCAUUUGGUUCAACAGGCAUUCUCUUGAUGAGAUCUAUAGCUUCUAUCAACAAUCCGGCUCGGCCCAGUACAUCAACCAUGCAUCCAUAGUGCUCGAUUGUUGGACUCGAGGUGUGACCUUCAUGACCGUUCUUUAUUAUGCUUUUGAACAUCGAUUUCGCCUCCUCAACCAUUCCUGCAUUACUGCAAGCAGUCAGAAUAGCUGUAAAUGUGACUUGGUUUGGCGUGAUUCCUUCUGCUUUCAUUUUCUUAAACCAAGAAAGUGCUUCUCUUCCUUGCCCAUGGAUAGCACACCCAAAAAUCAUUGCAGUCCAUGCAUGAACACUUUUGUUCCCUACCUUCUCAAAAAUCUCAAGAGCUUUUCCCAUAUUGCCACACUUUGCAUACAUGUCUAUCAGAGCACACCCUAGCAUUGAAUCUAUCUUCAUCCCACUUCUGUUGAUAUGUUCAUGAAUCCAUCUCCCCUGAUCCAAGGCUCCAAGGUGAGAGCAAGCAGAAAGUGCACUGGUCAGUACGAGACUAUCGAGUUUCAUGUCUGCAGCCUGCAUUUUUUGAAACACUUCCAAAGCUUCAAUGUCAAACCCUGCCUGAACAUACCCCGAAACCAUUACAGUCCAGGAAAUUGCAUUCUUUGUCGGCAUCAUUUUGAAAAGCUCAGUUGCUUUCUUAAUCUCCCCACAUUUCAUGUACCCAUUUAUCAUCGUGUUCCAAGUAACAGUGUCAUGUAGGUUUGUUGACAGGUUAAAGAGAUGGCGUCCAUAGUUUACACCACCAGAGCUAGUGUAUGCAUGAAGAAUAGCAUUGGUGGCAUGAACUUGGGAGCCAAACCCUAAUUUUAUGACCUGACCGUGAAUUUGUCUGGUCUCUUCAAAAGCUGACAGAUUCGAGCAAGCUUUGAGCAAGAAAGGAAAGGUGUGAGUAUUACGUGGAACUGACUGAGUCUGCAUCUGGGUGUACAGAAUCAAGGCCGCCUCUGGUUCGUUGCUGUUGGCAUAUCUUCUAAUCAGAGUGUUCCACUUGAAAGUGUUCAAGACUAGGCCCGUCUUCAACAUGUGAGCUUGAAUUUGCUCCAGCUCCUCCGCACUUCUACAUCCAUUUAGCAGAGCUUCUGCUGUUAGUGGAACAUGCCAGGUUGCCAUGUAAACUGUUCUGCGGGUUGAUGGAUGUAUUUACAAAACAUCAUUUAUAGAAACCAAUAUUAUCGAGGCAGUUCAUUGUGUGUGGCUCAAAACGUUCAGUAGCUUUGGAUAAUGUUCCUGAUAAAUAUUUGACAUAACUCUCCUCUCAUUCACGGCUUC